CUAGUGUUCAGAUCUUGGUCAGGAACUGGGUGUGGUUGGCACGCCACCAUGGCCAGAUUGACCACUGGGAAAGCAGCUUGCCAGAUGGUGCUGGGCUUGCUGAUAACUUCAUUAACUGAGUCUUCCAUACUGAAUAGUGAGUGUCCUCAGCUCUGUGUUUGUGAAAUUCGUCCUUGGUUUACCCCACAGUCCACAUACAGAGAAGCCACCACUGUUGAUUGUAAUGACCUCCGCCUCACAAGGAUCCCUGGCAACCUCUCUAGUGACACACAAGUGCUUCUCUUACAGAGCAAUAACAUCGCCAAGACCGUGGAUGAGCUGCAGCAGCUUUUCAACUUGACUGAGCUGGAUUUCUCCCAGAACAACUUUACAAACAUCAAAGAGGUAGGGCUGGCAAACUUGACCCAGCUCACAACCCUGCAUCUAGAGGAAAAUCAGAUUUCAGAGAUGACGGAUUACUGUCUGCAAGACCUCAGCAACCUUCAAGAACUCUACAUCAACCAUAACCAGAUCAGUACAAUCUCUGCUAACGCCUUUUCUGGCUUGAAAAAUCUCUUAAGGCUGCACCUGAAUUCCAAUAAAUUGAAAGUGAUCGAUAGUCGCUGGUUUGAUUCCACACCCAACCUGGAAAUUCUCAUGAUUGGAGAAAACCCGGUGAUUGGAAUCCUAGACAUGAACUUCAGACCUCUCACCAACCUGAGAAGUCUAGUUUUAGCAGGAAUGUACCUCACUGAUGUUCCUGGAAACGCCUUGGUAGGUUUGGAUAGCCUCGAGAGCCUGUCUUUCUAUGACAACAAACUGAUCAAAGUCCCUCAGCUUGCCCUGCAGAAAGUUCCAAAUUUGAAAUUCUUAGACCUCAAUAAAAAUCCCAUUCACAAAAUCCAAGAAGGCGACUUUAAAGAUAUGCUUCGGUUGAAAGAGCUGGGAAUCAACAACAUGGGGGAGCUGGUUUCGGUGGACCGCUACGCCCUGGAUAACUUGCCAGAACUGACAAAGCUAGAAGCAACCAACAACCCCAAACUGUCAUACAUCCACCGCUUGGCUUUCCGGAGUGUCCCAGCGCUAGAAAGCUUGAUGUUGAACAACAACGCCUUGAACGCCGUGUACCAAAAAACAGUGGAAUCUCUUCCCAAUCUGCGCGAGAUUAGCAUCCACAGCAAUCCCCUGAGGUGUGACUGUGUCAUCCACUGGAUUAACUCCAACAAGACCAACAUUCGCUUCAUGGAGCCCCUCUCCAUGUUCUGCGCCAUGCCACCUGAGUACAGAGGGCAGCAGGUGAAGGAGGUGUUGAUCCAGGACUCAAGCGAGCAGUGUCUUCCGAUGAUAUCACACGACACAUUCCCAAAUCAUUUAAACAUGGACAUCGGCACAACACUUUUCCUAGACUGUCGGGCCAUGGCUGAGCCAGAACCAGAGAUUUACUGGGUCACCCCCAUUGGAAAUAAGAUAACUGUGGAAACUCUUUCAGAUAAAUACAAGCUAAGUAGUGAGGGCACCUUGGAGAUAGCAAACAUACAGAUUGAAGAUUCAGGAAGGUACACAUGUGUUGCCCAGAACGUCCAAGGAGCAGACACUCGAGUGGCAACAAUCAAGGUUAACGGAACCCUUCUAGAUGGUGCCCAGGUGCUGAAAAUAUACGUCAAACAGACAGAAUCUCACUCGAUUUUAGUAUCCUGGAAAGUUAAUUCCAAUGUCAUGACAUCAAACUUAAAAUGGUCAUCUGCCACUAUGAAGAUUGACAACCCCCACAUAACGUACACAGCCAGGGUGCCAGUUGAUGUCCAUGAAUAUAACCUUACGCAUCUGCAGCCUUCUACAGAUUAUGAAGUGUGUCUCACGGUGUCCAACAUCCACCAGCAAACUCAAAAGUCGUGUGUCAAUGUCACAACCAAAACCGCUGCCUUUGCCCUGGACAUCUCCGACCAUGAAACCAGCACAGCCCUUGCUGCGGUGAUGGGGUCCAUGUUCGCCGUCAUCAGUCUAGCAUCCAUUGCUAUUUACAUCGCAAAAAGGUUUAAGAGGAAAAAUUACCACCAUUCACUUAAAAAGUAUAUGCAAAAAACCUCAUCCAUCCCAUUGAACGAGCUGUACCCCCCACUCAUUAACCUCUGGGAAGGUGACAGUGACAAGGACAAAGAUGGCUCAGCAGACACCAAGCCAACCCAGGUCGACACAUCCAGAAGCUACUACAUGUGGUAACUCAGUGGGUAUUUUGCUUCUGGUAGUAAGGAGCACAAAGACAUUUUUGCUUUAUUCUGCAAAAGUAACAAGGUGAAGAAGACUUUUGUACUUUUGACUUUGCUAGUUGUGGCAGAGUGGAGAGGAUGGAUGGAUAUUUCAAAAUUUUUUAGU
Molecule: messenger RNA, 2352 nt
Organism: Apodemus sylvaticus (European woodmouse)
Lineage: Eukaryota; Metazoa; Chordata; Mammalia; Rodentia; Muridae
Gene: Lrrn1
Product: leucine rich repeat neuronal 1
Exons: 1
Coding region: 49-2199 (716 amino acids)
Molecular function (GO): protein binding
Source: RefSeq, a predicted model, not a curated record